AUGCCCUGUGUUCAGGCUCAGUAUGGGUCCUCGCCUCAAGGAGCCAGCCCGGCCUCCCAGAGCUACAGUUACCACUCUUCGGGAGAAUACAGCUCCGAUUUCUUAACUCCGGAGUUUGUCAAGUUUAGCAUGGACCUCACCAACACUGAAAUCACUGCCACCACUUCUCUCCCCAGCUUCAGUACCUUUAUGGACAACUACAACACAAGCUACGACGUGAAGCCACCUUGCUUGUACCAAAUGCCCCUCUCCGGACAGCAGUCCUCCAUUAAGGUGGAAGACAUUCAGAUGCACGGCUACCAGCAGCACAGCCACCUCCCCCCCCAGUCCGAGGAGAUGAUGUCCCACUCGGGCUCCGUCUACUACAAGCCCUCGUCGCCCCCGACCCCCUCCACACCCGGCUUCCAGGUGCAGCACGGCCCCGUAUGGGAUGACCCCGGCUCCCUGCACAACUUCCACCCCAACUACGUGGCCACCACGCACAUGAUCGAGCAGCGCAAAACGCCCGUCUCCCGCCUCUCCCUCUUCUCCUUCAAGCAGUCGCCCCCUGGCACCCCCGUCUCCAGCUGCCAGAUGCGCUUCGACGGGCCCCUCCACGUCCCCAUGAACCCCGAGCCGGCCGGGGCCCACCACGCCGUGGAUGGCCAGGCCUUCGCUGUCCCCAACCCCAUCCGCAAGCAGCCCUCCAUGGCCUUCCCCGGGCACGCUCCGCAGCUGCUCGACAGCCAGGUGCCCUCGCCCCCGUCGCGGGGGUCCCCCUCCAACGAGGGGCUCUGCGCCGUCUGCGGGGACAACGCCGCCUGCCAGCACUAUGGCGUCCGCACCUGCGAGGGCUGCAAGGGCUUCUUCAAG
This is a messenger RNA of Leptosomus discolor (cuckoo roller), 852 nucleotides long. The record is from RefSeq and is a predicted model, not a curated record. NCBI's taxonomy places the organism in Eukaryota, Metazoa, Chordata, Aves, Leptosomiformes, Leptosomidae.